GGGGGUAGGGGGGUGGAGACCCCCCCGAUGCCCUCCCUGCGGUGGGGGUGCCAGCCCCACGGGAGCAAGUGAACACUCACCCCAUAGCGGGUGACAUGCUGUGGGGCUGGGGGGGAGGGGGUCCCGCAGCCACGGCGGGGGGGUGCCGGUGCCACGCCGUGCCACGCAUUCAGAGUCUUCCUUUGGUGAUGGCGGGGGCUCCCUACCCUUUGGGGAACACGGCCUGGCCCCCCCCGGGUGUUCUCUGUCACCCCACUGACCGAGCCCGGCCUUUCACCCCCCAGGACGCCACCCCCCCCGAGGGGCCCGAGUCUGGCAAGGCCAAGUCCGAGUACCGCAACUACAGGGAGGGGAAGCUGCUGGACCGCGUCUACAACACCUACCUGCAGAUGCACACCCACCAGACCGUCGACUUCGUCCGCAAGAAGAGCGCCGAGUACGGGAGCUGUUCCCUGCGCAAGAUGGGCGCCAUGGAGGCGCUGGAGCUGCUGGACCAGCUGGUGGAUGAGUCCGACCCCGACGUGGACUUCCCCAACUCCUACCACGCAUACCAAACCGCCGAGGGCAUCCGCAGGGCCCACCCUGACAAAGACUGGUUCCACCUCGUGGGGCUGCUGCACGACCUGGGGAAGGUCCUGGCACUGUUCGGGGAGCCCCAGUGGGCCGUGGUGGGGGACACCUUCCCUGUGGGCUGCAAGGUGCAGAAGUCCGUGGUCUUCGGGGACACCACCUUCCAUGACAACCCCGACACUAGAGACCCCCUGUACAGCACCGAGUACGGGAUGUACCAGCCCCGCUGCGGCCUGGAGAACAUCCUCAUGUCCUGGGGACACGACGAGUACAUGUACAGAGUCAUGAAGGUCAACCGCUUCGCCCUGCCCAAGGAGGCCUUCUACAUGGUGCGGUUCCACUCCUUCUACCCCUGGCACGCGCACGGGGACUACCUGCACCUCUGCUCCGAGGAGGACCUCCGCAUGCUGCCCUGGGUCCGCGAGCUCAACAAGUUCGACCUCUACACCAAGCAGGAGGAGCUGCCCGACGUGCAGCAGCUGCGGGGCUACUACCAGUCCCUCAUCGACAAGUACUGCCCCGGGCAGCUCUGCUGGUGAGCGGGACCCUCGCGCCGAGCGGGACCCCCCCACCAGGACUGCUGCACCCCACUGGGACCCCCCCACUGGGACUGCUGCACCGCACCGGGACCCCCACACUGAGUGGGACCCCCCACCGGGACCCCCGCGCUGAGUGGGACCCUCAUUGGGACUGCUGCACCGCACCGGGACCCCCGCACUGCGACCCCCACACUGCAGCAGGACCCCCCCACCGGGACUGCUGCACUGCACUGGGACCCCCACAGUGCAGCGGGACCACCAGACUGCACGACAACCACCACACUGGUGAUCCCCACACCGGGACUGCCGCACUGCACCGGGACCCCCGCACUGCACAACCACCUCCGAACUGGGGACCGCCGCACUGCACCGGGGACCCCCGCACCGCACCAUGGCUGCUGCGCCAGGGACCCCCGCACCGCGACCACUGCAGUGGGACCCCCACCUGCCCCACAGCACAGCGAUUCAAUAAACCUGCUCGUCGCACA
This is a messenger RNA of Chroicocephalus ridibundus (black-headed gull), 1597 nucleotides long. RefSeq names its product myo-inositol oxygenase (gene MIOX). Gene Ontology annotation, cellular component: cytoplasm. Bases 96 to 1109 code for a protein of 337 amino acids. Gene Ontology annotation, biological process: inositol catabolic process. The record is from RefSeq and is a predicted model, not a curated record. Gene Ontology annotation, molecular function: iron ion binding; inositol oxygenase activity. The transcript is spliced from 9 exons. NCBI's taxonomy places the organism in Eukaryota, Metazoa, Chordata, Aves, Charadriiformes, Laridae.